AUGGGAUGGGUUCUUUCAGUGGUAAACCUUUGGGAGAGAACUUGCUCUUGUCGCGAGUUCCAGAUACUGACGAUACCAGGUUCCUAUGCCAUUGCCGCUGUAAUUAAAGAAGGGGUAAGGGUGGACACUUUACUGGGAGUGUCGCAUACUGUGCCAAAUCUAAGGUUCGCUUAUGCGGACAUGAUAAUGCCAGUCCUCGACAUGGCAACUCUCGCACCUUCCCCCAGUGAUGUAGGUGGUGGAAAGUUAGCCCCUCCCUUUGUGAGGAUGCCGCCUGGGCGCCCGAGGAAGAGACGUUUAUUCUCACGUGGAGAAAUAAGGAUAACAACCCGGAGAAGAUGCACGAGAUGUCGUUCACUUGGUCACAACAGGGCAACGUGCCGGGGUCCGGUUCAGGGACCAUAG
Capsella rubella is the source of this 405-nucleotide messenger RNA. RefSeq lists its product as uncharacterized. Gene Ontology annotation, molecular function: zinc ion binding. Lineage: Eukaryota; Viridiplantae; Streptophyta; Magnoliopsida; Brassicales; Brassicaceae. The transcript has 3 exons. The record is from RefSeq and is a predicted model, not a curated record. Bases 1 to 405 code for a protein of 134 amino acids.